Messenger RNA from Nothoprocta perdicaria, 1294 nucleotides. RefSeq names its product homeobox A4 (gene HOXA4). Gene Ontology annotation, cellular component: nucleus. Bases 1 to 498 code for a protein of 165 amino acids. Lineage: Eukaryota; Metazoa; Chordata; Aves; Tinamiformes; Tinamidae. The transcript has 3 exons. The record is from RefSeq and is a predicted model, not a curated record. Gene Ontology annotation, biological process: anterior/posterior pattern specification; regulation of transcription by RNA polymerase II; embryonic skeletal system morphogenesis. Gene Ontology annotation, molecular function: DNA-binding transcription factor activity, RNA polymerase II-specific; RNA polymerase II cis-regulatory region sequence-specific DNA binding.
AUGGCCCCGCCCGUGCCGGCCCACGGGCUGCAGCGCCGCUGCGAAGCGGUGCCCGCCGCCGGCACCGGGCCCACGGGCUGCCCGAUGCUGCCCGACAAGAGCGUGCCCGGCCUCAAGGGCAAGGAGCCCGUGGUCUAUCCCUGGAUGAAGAAGAUCCAUGUGAGCACGGUCAAUCCCAAUUACAACGGAGGGGAGCCCAAGAGGUCUCGCACUGCCUACACCAGGCAGCAGGUCCUGGAGCUGGAGAAGGAGUUUCACUUCAACCGCUACCUGACCAGGAGGCGACGCAUCGAGAUCGCGCACACGCUCUGCCUCUCCGAGCGCCAGGUCAAGAUCUGGUUCCAGAACAGGCGCAUGAAGUGGAAGAAAGACCAUAAACUCCCUAACACCAAGAUGCGCUCCUCGAACCAGUCCACACUGAGCCAGCAAUCCAAAGCACAGACACAGGCCCAUCCCCAUCCCCUCGAUGGGGCUACCCCCAACGCAGUCGCGCUAUAAAUAUUACUUUUUUAAUAUAUAUAUAUAUAUAUAUUUAGCCAUCUGUUGGGCUUUUCCAGCUGCCCGUGUUGAUGGAAGGCCAUUUGGACCAAAUAACUGUGUAAAACAAACCAGAGCAGAAGCAGGAAAGGAAGAAGAGACGUGCCCAAGAACGGGUACAUGUUUAAACCAAAACCCGGACGAUUGUCUACAUUGUAUAUAGAUAAAGCCUCCAUACCCGUCAUUUCUUUUCUAUUUAUGGAAAAAAACAAAAGAAAAAGAAAAAGAAAAAAAAACACUCUGUUGCCCUCAGUGUAACAGAGUGGCUGGAUACUGUCACGGACAAAUCAUCUGUACCUAAGAAGGACUUCUUUAUUUUAUUUUUUUUUUUAGUGAACCCUUAAAAAAUAAAAGACGGUAAAACAAAGCAAAGACCUCGUGAGACACUUGUGUAAGGCACUGACUCGGGCAGCGCUGCUCCCCCGCGGCGUGUCCGUGGAUCCGCGUGGGUGCGUGUGAGAGGGUGCCCAAGCACGUUUGCACACGCACGACCACGCGAGGAGAGCGAGCUCGUUCACAGGCGGCUAAAACUUACCCAAAGUGUCCCCUUACACUGCCUAAAAGGAAAUGUUGUAUGUAUCAAAGGUAACUUAACUGAAUUUAGGUGUAGCUCCCGCAGUAUCUGUGAUAUAUUAGUUUUUCUCCACAUUCCCUAUCGCAUUUAUUUAAAAAAAUAUUGCUAUAAAGGCUCUUGUUGUUUUCAUAUUUGGCACCGUCUAAAUCGUUUGGGUCCAUGUAAAAUUUGUGGAUUUUUUGG